Molecule: messenger RNA, 1246 nt
Organism: Parus major (Great Tit)
Lineage: Eukaryota; Metazoa; Chordata; Aves; Passeriformes; Paridae
Product: zinc finger protein 3 homolog
Exons: 1
Biological process (GO): regulation of transcription by RNA polymerase II
Cellular component (GO): nucleus
Molecular function (GO): RNA polymerase II transcription regulatory region sequence-specific DNA binding; DNA-binding transcription factor activity, RNA polymerase II-specific
Source: RefSeq, a predicted model, not a curated record
CAGAGACCUUUCUGCUGCCCCCAGUGCGGGAAGGGCUUCGGGAAGAACUCCACGCUCGUCGCCCACCUGAGGAUCCACAGCGGGGAGAGACCCUUCAAGUGCGAGGAGUGCGGGAAGAGGUUCAGGAUGAGCUCCAACCUGGUCUCCCACCAGAGGAGCCACAACAGGGAGAGACCCUAUGAGUGUGAGAAAUGCUCCAGGAGGUUCCAGAGCAGCUUCAGGCUCCUCCAGCACCAGCAGGUCCACAGCGAGGAGAGACCCCACGAGUGCCCCGAGUGCGGGAAGGGCUUCAGGAAGAAAUCCCAGCUCGUGGCCCACCGGCAGAUCCACAGCGAGGAGAGACCCCACGAGUGCCCCGAGUGCGGGAAGGGCUUCAGGAGGAUCUACACGCUGGUGUCCCACCUGCGGAUCCACACGGGGGAGAGGCCCUACGAGUGCGAGAAAUGCCACAAGAGGUUCCAGAGCAGCUCUCACCUGGUCCGGCACCAGACGAUCCACACGGGGGAGAGGCCCUUCCGCUGCCCCGAGUGCGGGAAGCGCUUCAACCGCAACUCCAACCUCACGGCCCACCGGCGCAUCCACAGCGGGGAGAGGCCCUUCAGGUGCGAGAAGUGCCCCAGGAGGUUCUGCACCAGCACCACGCUGCUCCGGCACCGCUGGAUCCACGCGGGCGAGUGGCCCUUCCGCUGCCGCGACUGCGGGAAGGGGUUCAGGAGCGGCGCCCACCUGGCGAGGCACCGGAGGAUCCACAGCGGGGAGAAACCCUACGAGUGUCCCCAGUGCGGGAAGGGAUUCGCGCAGAGCUCCAACAUGAGCCGGCACCGGCGGAGCCACGAGGGAGGGGAGAGCUGCGUCCCCCGUGGUGAUUCCCGGUGAUCCGUGGUGAUCCCUGGUGAUUCCCGGUGAUCCUGGGUGAAUCCGUGGUGGUUCCCGGUGAUCCCUGGUGAUCCGUGGUGAUCCCUGGUGAGCCCCAGUGAUCCGUGGAGAUCCACGGAUGAGCCCUGCAGAUGAGCCCCGGUGAUCCGUGGUGAUUCCCGGUGAUCCUGGGUGAAUCCAUGGUGAUUCCCGGUGAUCUGUGGUGGUUCCUGGGUGAUCCGUGGUGAUCCCCGGUGAUCCGUGAUGAUCCCCGGUGAUCCCUGCCGGGAACUCUCCUGCCCGGGGGUCUCCGGUUCCCCGGGGCCUGCGUUUCCUUCCCGCUGCUCUUUGUGCUUCCAACACCGGGUUGGCAAUAAAGGCGUGGAAUUUA